AUGGAUGCGAAUCUUUUUUAUCGAUUAGAAUCACAAAUGCCAAUUGCUACUCUAACAAAUAGUAUUCCAAGCGAUAGAAAAAUUGAUCAAUUUGUACCACCAUAUGGUUACCUAUCAUCAAUUGAUGCUUUUCCUAGUUUUGAUGAGAAUGUUAUAAAUUAUUCAACAAAUCAACGUAGUCAAAAACCAUCUAAUCUUAUUUGUAAACUAGUUCUUAUUGGUGAUGUUGCCGUAGGAAAAUCAUGUUUAGCAACAAGGCUAUGUCAUAAUACAUUUGAUCGAAAUUAUAAAGCAACAAUUGGAGUGGAUUUUGAAGUUGAAAAAUUCUUAAUUUUAGGUGUACCUAUGUCAUUACAAAUAUGGGAUACUGCUGGACAAGAACGAUUCAAAUGUAUAGCAGCUGCUUAUUAUCGUGGUGCUCACGUAAUCAUAGCUGUAUUUGAUAUGAAUGAUCUUGAUACACUAAAAAGUGCUGAACGUUGGAUUAAUGAAGCCUUAAAAACAAUUGCAACUGAUAAUCCACUUAUAUAUUUAGUUGGUUCUAAACGAGAUUUAAUUACAGAUGAUAAAGUUUAUGCAAAAAUAGAUCAAACAGCUCGUAUAACUGCGAAACGUGUCAAUGCGGAAUUCUGGAGUGUUUCAUCAUUAACAGGACAUCAAGUUCAAGAAUUUUUUAAACGUAUUGCUUGUGUAUCAUAUCAAAUGUUAGUUAAACAACAAUUAAACUCAUCAAAUACAUCUACUGAAAAAUUAACAGCAAAAACUCAGUUAGCUGUUAGUCUUAAUUCAAAUAAUUACAAUACUAAACAACAAUCAAAAGAAAAUUGCUGUAGUACUUGA
Molecule: messenger RNA, 840 nt
Organism: Adineta steineri
Lineage: Eukaryota; Metazoa; Rotifera; Eurotatoria; Adinetida; Adinetidae
Source: the annotation of a GenBank genome assembly